GGCGAUUAAUCAAGACCUGUCCGACAAUGCCCCAGCAGUUGUCGUGGGAACUUUCGUCCCCGGACCAUUAUGCACGAGUCUCGACAGCAGCGGAAAGCAAAGCCCCAAGACCGGAGACGUCCAUCUCCUCUUCCAGCUGCAGCCGGAGUUCCGACUUCUCCGAUGGGAGAAGCCACACACACUGCUCAAGACCUUGAUCAAAACCAACUACGAGCUGGCCUCGCUCAAGAGCGAAGGAGCAGAGGGUGCAAUCACGGAGAGCGCUAUGCAGGCCUAUAUCAUCGGCGACCUCAAGAAGGCGCGAAUGCGCAUCAAUCCUGCAACUAAGACAGUCUCCAUGCACGGCUCAAUUGCGUUGGGAACCUCAGACAGAAAGGGACAUAGAGAUGUCACACUCUGUGGGUCAAGAACUGUAACGGAACGUGUUGGAUCGACUUGUUCUCGGUCGUCUAAGGGACGCGGAGUUCGACUGGCAGAGGGCAGCUUGGGAAAGAGGAUGCCACCGGGAUCUGAGGGCCCCUCCACUCGCCCCCGCGGUCCAGAAAUCCAGGCUUGGAGCCCACCACUCCAGUCGGAACCCCCGAAGCGCCGUCCACAAUGUGUUGUCCCCUCCCCACCAGGAUAUUUUCUCUCAGAUCCGGGAAUGGGGACACAGACAACGAGCAUCUCGUAUCCACGGUCGCUCUUCCUUACUUCACCGGGUGUUAUCGGUCCAACCAAAGGGAGGAUCUAAUCACGCACUUGGAUCGAGAGACAGCAUGAGCGAGGUUGUGGCCGGUCUCGAAAGGACGGAUUCGAGACAAUGUGAUACAUCAUACAUAUGGACCGAAUUAUACUGAGUUCGUCGAGGCGUGCAUUAGUGC
Aspergillus aculeatinus CBS 121060 is the source of this 863-nucleotide messenger RNA. RefSeq lists its product as uncharacterized. Lineage: Eukaryota; Fungi; Ascomycota; Eurotiomycetes; Eurotiales; Aspergillaceae. The transcript has a single exon. Bases 266 to 733 code for a protein of 155 amino acids. The record is from RefSeq and is a predicted model, not a curated record.